GAGAUGAGAGAGGAAGCUGAGAUAUCCUGGAGGGAGUUUAGCACCUGCUUCAGAGAGAGGCCACCUGUCACUGAGGAGGCCAAACAUGGAGAGCCACAGGGGAAAUCUGUAAGCAAAGGAUUCUGAGCGAAAGAAGUCAUCUCAACAGAGGUCUGGCAGUAUCCAGUACCUUAAUUUUCUUAGCACAGAAGACAAACCACCUUGAAUUCUCUAAUUUCCUGAAUUUUUCAAGUUGGUGACAAUGGCAACUAAUUUUGGAGUUACCUCAGCAGUGUUUUUCAUCUGGAUGAUGACAUUCAUGGCUCAAAAUUACUUUGUAACAGGUUCCACUCAUUCACUUUGCAGGAUCACAGGUGUAGGACUCUAUCUCGAGAAGAAAGUGAAUUUCUCAGAAGCAAGUAAUGCAUGUAAUCAACUGAAUCUACAAUUGGCAAGUAAAGACCAAGUUGAAAAUGCUUUGAAACAUGAGUUUCAAACAUGCAGCUUUGGAUGGGUGAAAGAUGGAUUUGUUGUUAUUCCUCGGACAACACCCAACAACAAAUGUGGUAAGGGCAAAACUGGACUAGUGCGAUGGAAUGCUGACCUCCUUCAAACAUUUCACGUUUACUGCUUCAAUUCCUCAGAUGUCCAGAUUAAUUCAUGUAAACCAGACCCAACCACAACAACAUUUCCUUCAUCGAGUGCAUCAACGGACUCGACUGCACAUUCAGCCUCUGAUUUCACUGAGAACAUCACAGCAGUGCCCACUGUGACUGAGCCAGGGCAAUUCCUGAAGAACAGAAGGUUUCGUGUCAUCUGUGUAACUGAAACGUUACCCACAGAGGGGCCCACCACAGCACUGCCAGAGGAAUCCUCUGCGACUGCCUCUCCCAGCCACACUGCCCGGUCUGCCUUUAAGAACGACUCUGUCAUCUUCGGAGGUAUCCCCACUGCACUUCUUGUCCUGGCAAUCAUCUUCUUCAUUAUUUCAGUUGUUCUAGCAGUCUGUUAUAUCAAAAAGUACAAGAAAACCUUCCCAUUUUUAAACAAGACUCAGGAAAAAGAAAUGGUUGGAACUGUUGCUCUCAAAGAGGCAAAGUUAAAUGACAAAACACCUGAGAAGGAAGCACAGACUAAUGGAAAUAAGGUAGAAGAGUCUAAAACUAAGCCUGAGGCCACAGUAAAAUGUCUAGAAGCAGAAGUUUAAAGCGAAGAAUGUACAAUUCUUGAUGGAAAUAUAAAAUUAAGCACACAGAACUUUGCAAUGCUUUUAAACUUGGCUAAUUGUGAAUACUCAUGAGUAUUUUCUCUAUCUUAACAUGUGAAACCUUGUUUUUUAAUAAUUACAUCUUUGUCUACAAAUAUUCUUGCAGGAGAACAUGGUAUCUUAUUUACUUGAAAUAAAUAAAAAAUCCAUAUUACAGCUCAUUUUUCAUCUAUAAUAAAGAAGUAAUUAGGAAUAUGCUAUUAAUGACAUGCACUGUGUUAACUAUUUGCAUUGAAUUCAGAUCAAUAUAUCAUUAAAAGGUUUUUAUAACCA
This is a messenger RNA of Pipra filicauda (Wire-tailed manakin), 1519 nucleotides long. RefSeq names its product lymphatic vessel endothelial hyaluronan receptor 1 (gene LYVE1). The transcript is spliced from 7 exons. Gene Ontology annotation, molecular function: transmembrane signaling receptor activity; hyaluronic acid binding. Gene Ontology annotation, cellular component: plasma membrane. Bases 242 to 1186 code for a protein of 314 amino acids. The record is from RefSeq and is a predicted model, not a curated record. Gene Ontology annotation, biological process: cell adhesion. Lineage: Eukaryota; Metazoa; Chordata; Aves; Passeriformes; Pipridae.